GUUUUUAUUAAUAAUAAUAUUUUAUUGUUACUAUUUUAUUUUUAGUGAAUGCAGGGUCCUGGGAGAGCAGAUAUAGUGAAUGCAGGGUCCGGGGAGAGCGGAUAUUGUGAAUGCAGGGUCCGGGGAGAGCGGAUAUAGUGAAUGCAGGGUCCGGGGAGAGCAGAUAUAGUGAAUGCAGGGGUCCGGGGAGAGCGGAUAUAGUGAAUGCAGGGUCCGGGGAGAGCGGAUAUAGUGAAUGCAGGGUCCGGGGAGAGCGGAUAUAGUGAAUGCGGGGUCCGGGGAGAGCGGAUAUAGUGAAUGCAGGGUCCGGGGAGAGCAGAUAUAGUGAAUGCAGGGUCCGG
Staurois parvus is the source of this 341-nucleotide messenger RNA. The record is from the annotation of a GenBank genome assembly. NCBI's taxonomy places the organism in Eukaryota, Metazoa, Chordata, Amphibia, Anura, Ranidae.